Messenger RNA from Orbicella faveolata, 1572 nucleotides. RefSeq lists its product as uncharacterized. Gene Ontology annotation, molecular function: protein tyrosine kinase activity; ATP binding; protein binding. Gene Ontology annotation, biological process: protein phosphorylation. Lineage: Eukaryota; Metazoa; Cnidaria; Anthozoa; Scleractinia; Merulinidae. The record is from RefSeq and is a predicted model, not a curated record.
UCCGGGUCGCAUGAGAAACGAGGAAGGUGUUUAGCUUUAGCGUUUUAGCCCGUUUGUUUCCGUUCUUUAUGCAAGCCUUGAGCUUAGCAUUAGAUUGAAACCAAUGGCUUGGUCUUGGAUGAGUUCUGAUCUAGCUAUGUGAUCGGUUCGAGUUGACUAUUCGGAUUAGAAAAUGGCAUAUGUGGUUACACCAUUUGAGCCGAAGGCAGCUCUGUUGUAAGCCCAGCUAUGGGUCAACAGCAAGUUAAAGCUCUUGCGAAGUCUGGAAAAGGGAUUAAGUCAUCUCUAAGGAAUAAAGACGCUGAAAAACCUGAAUUUCAUACUGCACCAGAUCUUUCAAGGCGGCCUUUGCCAGAAACGCCAUUAGACCAGCUUCCUGGGGAAUGGAACUCCAAAGAUGAUCUUCUAAAUGAUGCAGACAACCAAGAUAAAUCAAUUUUUGUGGCAAUUCAUGACUUUCAAGCUGCUGGCAAUAAUCAGUUGAGCAUUCGAACCGGGGAAGAGGUAGCUAUUUUGCGCUACAAUGACACUGAAGAGUGGUGUGAGGGUCAGGCAAGAAAUGGAAACAUUGGGUGGUUGCCAAGUAGCUAUGUCAAACCAGUCAACAGCCUGGAAAAACAUUCUUGGUAUCAUGGAACUAUAGCACGUAAUGUUGCAGAAUACCUGCUAAGCAGUGGAAUUAAUGGUAGUUUUCUUGUUCGUGAAAGCGAAAGUAGUCCAGGACAGUUAUCCAUCUCACUACGGUUUGAUUCACGGGUGUAUCAUUACAGAGUUAGCAAUGCGCCUGAUGGCAAAAUGUAUGUCUCCAAUGAAAACAGAUUUAGCACAAUUGCUGAACUUAUUCACCAUCAUUCCGUGCACGCGGAUGGACUCGUAACAACUCUUCAUUAUCCAGCAGCAAAGACUGACAAACCAGCAGUGUACAGCUUUUCUCCUGAGCCAGAUGAAUGGGAGAUACCAAGAACAGAAAUUGCUAUGAAGCAUCGGCUGGGUGGGGGUCAGUAUGGGGAAGUUUAUGAGGGAGUGUGGAAGAAGUAUGAUAGGCAAGUGGCUGUGAAGACUUUAAGGGAAGAAACAAUGGAGGUAGAUGAAUUCUUAAAAGAAGCUUCAGUCAUGAAGGAAAUCAAGCAUCCACGACUGGUGCAGCUCUUAGGUGUCUGCACAAGGGAGCCGCCAUUCUACAUCAUCACAGAAUUCAUGCCUCAUGGUAACCUGUUGGACUAUUUACGGAGUUCUGCCAGCAAGGGUUUGAAUGCGAUCACCUUGAUGUACAUGGCAACACAAGUGGCAGAAGCCAUGUCUUAUUUAGAAUCAAUGAACUUUAUUCACAGGGAUCUUGCUGCCAGGAACUGUCUUGUAGGGGAGAACAACCUUGUAAAGGUUGCAGACUUUGGUUUGUCAAGACUUGUGACAUAUGACAUCUACACUGCCCAUGAAGGUGCAAAGUUUCCAAUCAAGUGGACUGCACCUGAAGCCCUGGCCUACAACACAUUUUCAAUCAAGUCUGAUGUGUGGGGUAUGUUAUACCCAUACAAAUAAUUUUUAAGAUAAAACUUUCAUUUUUGAGAACUU